This is a messenger RNA of Plodia interpunctella (Indianmeal moth), 1744 nucleotides long. RefSeq names its product antichymotrypsin-2-like. The record is from RefSeq and is a predicted model, not a curated record. Lineage: Eukaryota; Metazoa; Arthropoda; Insecta; Lepidoptera; Pyralidae. The coding region runs from base 526 to 1596 and encodes 356 amino acids. Gene Ontology annotation, molecular function: serine-type endopeptidase inhibitor activity. The transcript has 9 exons.
CCUGUGACUCAACACUCGGCGCGACUUAUCACCGCAACUGAGAGGUAUAUAAUUAAAAAAGAGGUAAAGCUUGUCCUUCUAUUACAUGUACUUACUUCUCGCAUCCCUUAGAAGAUCCAGCGUUAAGUUGCACCGUUACUCGAGACGCCCUUUUUUAUCCAAUGCCCAGGGCGGUUGCACAGCCUCACCCACUACUUCCGUUGUAUAAGCGUGAAGUCACAAAAAUCAAUUUUAAUGUAAUUUUGCGUCAUGCAAAGAAAACGUCAUUUUUAAAGACUGUAUCAAACGUAUUAAAGUGCGACCAAAAAAUUACUAAAAUGCUAUCAAAUUCUGACCUGAUUGAACUAUUCACAUUUUGGAGCAUUAUCCAAUCUACAUUAUCAAGCAAUGAGGAUGAACAUUUAUCGACACCAUUUUUUGAUUCGGUUAGCAUUGAAAGUAUUAAUGUUGAAGAUUCAUUGGAUAUGCCACCACCCGGUCUCCUACGAAUGGAUCUAACUGGACAAUUGAGAAGAACUAUGAUCUAUGUGCGGAUUGCACGUAGUAAAGUCAUCUAAAAGAAGUAUAGUAUGUUCACCUUUAUCUGCACUUCUGCCGCUGGGUAAGCUGAUGAUGGGAUCUAGUAGUAGAAAUCACCAAGAACUGAAGAAUGCCACAGGAUACAGUCGUUCCAGGGUUGACGAUAAUUUCUUCGAGGUGAUUGAUCGUCUAACAUAUAUGAAUGGCAAUGUUCAGCUUAGCAUAGCAAGCAGACUGUACGUCUCUGAUAAAUAUCAGUUGAAUCCUGCUUUCGAUGCUAAGGUCAAAGCUGUUUUCGAGUCCAGCUGCGAAAGAGUAGACUUUCUGAGACCGCAAAAAACGGCUGAAUUAAUUAAUGACUGGGUCAGACAAAAAACCAAAGGCAUGAUAAACAGCUUGGUAGAACCUAAUCAGAUUUCAAUAACGACAUCUCUUCUUAUAACCAACGCUAUCUACUUUCACGGUCUCUGGAAAAAUUCAUUUACAUAUCAGAAUUUGGAACCUUUCAAAGCACCAGGUCAAGAUAUUAAUAUAGAAAUGAUGACUACAGAAGCACGUUUCAACUACACAAAAAACCACAAGUAUGCAGUAGAGAUAAUACAGAUACCAUACUCAGGCGAUGAGGUAUCAUUUGUUAUUGUAUUACCGUUUGAGAAUAGAAAUGUGGAUACAUUUUUGUGUAAAACAUUAGCAGCACCUGAGACUUGGAACAUGUUAUUUGAAUCAAUGGUAGAAACGAGAUUAGCACUUACCAUUCCAAAAUUCGUAACAAGUACUAAAUUGGAUUUGAACAAAAUAUAUAAGAAGGUCGGGUUAAAAGAUAUAUUUGAAAAAGAUAACAGUGUAUUAACCAAAGUGUUGUCCAAACAAAAGAUUUAUGUCUCGGAGAGUAUCCACGUUGCCGUUAUUGAGGUAGACGAGAAAUCAUCAAAAGCCUCUGCUACGAAAUUAAUAUCUUCAUUUUCUGAUGGCAAUGCCAGACCACGGACCACUGAGGUUGUCGUUAAUCGUCCAUUUGUUUAUUUUGUGGUGGCAAAUACAGAACAAUUGUUUGCUGGUUUCUACAACGGAUUAUGAUUUCGGAAAAGACUACGUUUCAUGUCACAAUUAAAUAGCAUUUUAUUCAUUCAAAGCUAUGUACAAAACGAACUUAGGGAGCGAGAGAGAACAUCGACUAAGAAAUAUGCGUAAUUUUUAUUAUUUUAAUAUUCACAAUAAAUCUAGA